CUCCCCGUUUCUCUCUGUCUCCCGCUCUCAUUCCCUCUCUCCACUGCCAGAGAGAGAGAUGAUCGGAGGAGCGGAGUCUCAGUGAACAGAGCGAAGCGAUGGAGAGAUGCUCCAUCUCUCCUGUCGCUCGACUGACUGCCCUCCUCCUGGUUGCUCUGGUGACACAGCCCUCCACCUGUAACCGUGACGACAACGAGGGCAAGGAGGAGCAGCAGCUGGACGCCCUGUCGGUCCAGCUGUCCGUCACGCCUACCCCUCUGUGGGCGGUGGUCUGGGGUCCCACUCAGCCUCUGGAGGACGAGACCUACCACUUCCUCUCCAGCCAGGAAACGGAAGCCCUGCAUGGGGGCCUCGGGGGGGGACAGCAGGAGGCGAGCACCCCCCCCGAGGCGCACUGGCCCACGAGCUUCCAGCCCGGAGAGGACCCCCCCCUGAAGUCCAAAGACCAGGGGGGGGGAGGAGGGGAGGAUGGAGGGACGGAGGCGGAGGAGACGGAGCCUGAGGAAGUGGACCCUCAGUUCUACGUCACCUUGACCAUCUCCUCGCUGCUCCUCCUGACCGCAGUCGUCAUUACAGCCAAACUCUGUUACGACCGCAGCUGUUCCCAGCAUCCACCCCCGCUUUCCCGUGGCGUUGCCCCCCCGCUCUCCCUGGCUCUCCCCCGCUCCCUGGCUCCAGAGGACAGCCGGCAGACGCUGCACUCCUCCUCCACCAACAGGGAGAGGAUCCCAGUUGUGAACCUCUGAGGUGACUGUUUCUCCAUAUGGUAAACAUAUCUACGGGGCCCGAGGAGGAGCAUCAAUCCGACCGGAGGGUGUGCCCGCAGCGCCGUUUUAUUUUCUCUGAAACUGUGAAUUGAAUCCAGGGGUCCCAGAUAUCCAGCCUUCACAAAACUCCUCCACUUCCCCGAGGUCUAAACACCCCAAACUCAUCUCCCCGCUGCUCCCGCCUCCAUCCUUUGUACGGUUUAAAUGUUCUUUCAUGUGGCUCUGCGUCACUAUUACCCAUCCCCUUCAUAGCCUUGAGCUCUUCUCCUCGGCCCGCCAUGACUAAUUCACAAACAAUCAGUUUAACAGACGCUCGACAUCCCAUUGCCCCUGAAAUGCCCUACCUGUGCUUCCACAGCUGACCCCACAUGCACUUGUAAAGCCGACCAGUGUCCCUUUGAAUCCAGCAGACUGUUCUUUCAUCCAAAGUGACUUACAUACUCAAUACAGUGGACAAUCACCACAGGAGUCAUUUGGGGUGAAGUGUCUUGCCCAGGGACAUGCUGACUGCAGUGUGGUUUGAACCUGUGACCCCCUGAUCCGAACACCUACGGACAACCCACUGCGCCACACGCCCCCACUCAUCAAAUGACACUUCAAUUCAGUUGAAUCUGGUUUGCAAAUGGUUAAAAAAAGAAGCCAUUCUCAGCAUCUCCAAACACUGAAUGGGGUAUUUCACAAAGCUGUUUGGCAGGGCCGUAGCCAACAGGCAAUGUGUUUAACAUGUCACGCUCCAAAAUCUGCUGUUUAUUCCCCGCUUUGGGCGCCUGAAAUGCAAAUAGUGUGUUUUUAGUUUUUUCCUCUGUAGUGUAGCGGGAGUCGGUUUUUGUUUCGGCUUUUUCCUCAUGAUUUGUUUCCUUCAUUAUCUGGCUGACGUUCACCUCUUUGUGGGCACCCUCUGUUCCUGCUGCACUGUGUUAGGGCUGUUUUAAGCGUAGAGUACUUUCAGUGCAGGAGAUAAAAUAUUCAGAGUGGAUAGAGGAGGCAAAAGCGUUGAAAAUCAAUGAUUCUCAACGGUUUUUUUGGAUGGCGCACAACAAAGACAGAUUCAUGUGUGCGCGUGAUCAGAGGACGGAUGUUACCACGACGAGGGUUUUUCUCCACCUGACAGCCAAGUAUAUCAAUCUGGAAAAACAAACCCCACCAUAAUUUCCUCUCAUAUCACAUUUCAAGUCGCCGUAUAUCAACCGUCUUGGGAGCACCAAAGGAAAGUGGUACAUCAAGGCACAUCAUCUCUGUCUCUCCGAUGAUUCUGCAUGUAUACAGUAAGCAAACCCGUGAGAGUAGCAGAAAAUCUAUUAUUUAUAAAUGUCUAUUUUAUCUAUCAGUGAGUGACGUCUUCUAGAGCCUUUCAAAGCCAAAUGUCAGUUUGUGUUUGGCAACUUUUCUAAACAGCUUUCCCGUCUUUCCACUUCAGACAUUAGUGCUGGUGGCAUCAUGCGUGCAAUCCUCCAGAUAUCGAGUCUUGUGAUUUUUAGUAGCAUUCCUGUAGAAAAUGUGGUCUUUCUGUACCAUGGAAGUUCAAUAAAGACACAACACUG
Gymnodraco acuticeps is the source of this 2308-nucleotide messenger RNA. It is a transcript of the gene pianp, whose product is annotated as PILR alpha associated neural protein. Gene Ontology annotation, cellular component: membrane. The record is from RefSeq and is a predicted model, not a curated record. NCBI's taxonomy places the organism in Eukaryota, Metazoa, Chordata, Actinopteri, Perciformes, Bathydraconidae. Bases 99 to 746 code for a protein of 215 amino acids. Gene Ontology annotation, biological process: regulation of immune response. The transcript is spliced from 6 exons.